AUGUCUUCGGCUGUAUCAAGAGCAAAAACUCGUAGACAAGAAGCUAAUUUAACACCAAGAACUCAGAUUCUUCCAAACUCUGGUAUGAAUGUCGUCGUUACUUUAAAAAGUGGUGUAAAAUAUCAAGGAUUUUUCAGGACGGCUUGCACAGAUGGUGAAAUGGGUGUGGUAUUAAGAUUAGCCAGGAGGAUUUUAUCCAAAAACGAAGAAAAAACUACUCCAAAUCCUGCAAAAGAAUCUUUUAUCAUAUUGGCAAAAGAUCUUAUGGACAUACAUGCUACGAAUGUUGACUUUUUUGCAUCAGAAAGACCAAGUUUUGAACGUGAUACUUUUCGAACUGAUUCUGAUAUAACUGAUCGCACAGAAAUCAGAGAAAGAGAACUUCAUAAAUGGACUCCUGAUGAAUCAGGAGAAAAUAUUCUAGAAAAUGGUGAUAAUAGUUGGGAUCAAUUUGAAGUGAAUAGACAAUUAUUUGGUAUAACCACUGAUUUCAAUGAAGAAAUUUAUACCACAAAAUUGGAUCGAUCAAAGCCUGAUUUUAAAGAACGAGAAAAGGCUGCUAUUGCUCUUGCAAAUGAAAUUAACAGAACUACUACUACAAACGUUCAUAUGUUGGAAGAACGUGGUCAUAUCAUAGAUGAAAGUCAAAUUGACGAAGAACAACUUUAUGGUGCUGUGGCUCGUCGUGAUCCAAGUAAAUACAUGCCACCUGCAAUUCGUAAACAACUGCAGGAACAACAAAAGCAGCAACAGCAACCAUCAUCGCCACCGCCACCAUCACAACCACCUUUACCCAUUCCUCCAUCAUCACCUGAUAACAACAAUAACAAGUCAGAACCUUUAAGCAACGGGACCACAACCACGACAGUAACCAAUACAACUGCUACCACAAAUAAAUCAACCGCACCUGUACAAAAAGUUAAUAGUUUGGCUAAAUUCCGUAUAACAGAACCAAUUGAAGUUUUACUUACUAAGGUUCCUAGGAGAAACAAUAAUAAUCAAAGCUCUGAGGGGAAAAAAAUCGAAACACAAAUGGAAACACAAAUUGUCAAAACAUUCCGACAAUUUGCAAAUAACGAAAAAGAAAGGCUUCAACAAAGAAAACAAGCUAUAUUCAAAAAAGAAAUGGAUGGAAAAUUAAAUUCACCAUUACCACAAGAUCUUAUACCAAUUUUGACAAAUGAUGAAUCUAAGCGUCAAAAACUUGCAGCUAAAUCUGUAACUACGAACAAUGAAAAAACAAAAGAUAAGGCACUAGAUAGAGCAACACUUAAAGAAGGGUUUAGUCCUUUUCAUAAAGGAAAACCAUUAGUAAAUCCAAGUUCAAUUGCACCAAUUUGGAAUUAUGGCACAAGACCAUUCAGACACCACUUUGUCACAUCUAAUUAUGAUGAAGAAAUAUAUCCUCAAGCAACGGUCAAUCCAGGCUAUGGAUUCACAAGUUAUCCUGUUGCACCACCUUUCCGAUAUCCAAAUGCAGCACAAUAUGGUGUAGUUCCACAGAUGCCUUUACAACAACCUACACCUAUGCCAUAUAUGCAACAAGGGUUUGUACCUGGUGUAUCAUUUCCUACGCCACCAAUUCCGCAAAAUGGUGCCCCUCCUAUUUAUAAUCAAAUGCAAACAAUCGUUCCACAGCAUUUUGGUUCACAAGGAUUUCCAUCUCCAGGACGUACACCAAUGGUUCCAGCUGGAAUGCAUCCACAAAUAUAUCAGCCAUAUCAAAACCCACAUGCAAUACCACAAAUGAUGAGAUAUCCACAUGAAAUGGUACCUCAAGUACCACCAAAUGGUGUAAUUUUGGGACAAAGGCCUAUGAUGAUGGAGCCUCAUUAUGUACCACAACCUGAAAAUAAUCAGAUGGGUAAAUUAAAAAAUUAA
Molecule: messenger RNA, 1881 nt
Organism: Entrophospora sp. SA101
Lineage: Eukaryota; Fungi; Glomeromycota; Glomeromycetes; Entrophosporales; Entrophosporaceae
Source: the annotation of a GenBank genome assembly